AUGCCAUCUUUCCCCGUCUUAAACAGCUUUGGGAAGCUGUGUGGAUCAAGUAAAACUGAAGAAUUGGUGCUGGAAAAGGUGAAAUUCCGAAACUCAGUCAAAAGGAUGUCAAUUAUUGAGGAUGGGGAUAUUGCAGAAGUCUUGUAUCUCAUUCCUAAGCAGACCUUGCUGAAGCAGCUGCCCUACUUGAAUCCAGACGACUACUACUUAUGUGAGCAGUUGUUUGACACUCCUGAGGAUCUGGUGGCCCAUCCUCAGGAGCCUCACCACCCCUCUGAAAAGCCAGUCAUCCACUGCCAUAAGUGUGGGGAGCCAUGUAAAGGUGAAGUACUCCGUGUUCAGGCCAGACACUUCCACAUCAAAUGCUUCACCUGCAAAGUAUGUGGCUGUGACUUGGCACAAGGAGGCUUUUUCAUCAAGAAUGGGGAAUAUCUUUGCACCUUGGAUUACCAGCGCAUGUAUGGUACCCGCUGCAACGGUUGUGGGGACUUCGUGGAAGGCGAAGUGGUGACAGCUCUGGGAAAAACUUACCAUCCAAGCUGCUUUGCCUGUACAGUUUGCAAGCGUCCAUUUCCACCAGGUGAUCGAGUUACCUUUAAUGGAAGGGACUGUCUCUGCCAGAUGUGUGCUCAGCCAAUGUCCUCCAGUCCGAAAGAGUUGUCUGCCUCAAGCAAUUGUGCUGGCUGUGGAAGAGACAUAAAAAAUGGACAAGCAUUGCUAGCUCUGGACAAGCAGUGGCACCUGGGAUGCUUUAAGUGCAAGGCCUGUGGGAAGGUCCUAACUGGGGAAUACAUCAGCAAAGAUGGUGCUCCUUAUUGUGAAAAGGACUACCAAGUUCUUUUUGGAGUCAAAUGUGAAGCAUGUCACCAGUUCAUUACUGGGAAAGUCCUAGAG
This is a messenger RNA of Mesitornis unicolor (brown roatelo), 894 nucleotides long. Its product is annotated as actin-binding LIM protein 1-like. Gene Ontology annotation, biological process: lamellipodium assembly; cilium assembly. Lineage: Eukaryota; Metazoa; Chordata; Aves; Mesitornithiformes; Mesitornithidae. The annotation marks the transcript as partial. Gene Ontology annotation, cellular component: stress fiber; actin cytoskeleton. The transcript has 6 exons. The record is from RefSeq and is a predicted model, not a curated record. Gene Ontology annotation, molecular function: actin filament binding.